Parasteatoda tepidariorum (common house spider) is the source of this 7427-nucleotide messenger RNA. It is a transcript of the gene tho2, whose product is annotated as THO complex subunit 2-like protein. NCBI's taxonomy places the organism in Eukaryota, Metazoa, Arthropoda, Arachnida, Araneae, Theridiidae. Gene Ontology annotation, biological process: mRNA processing; mRNA export from nucleus. The record is from RefSeq and is a predicted model, not a curated record. Gene Ontology annotation, cellular component: THO complex part of transcription export complex. Gene Ontology annotation, molecular function: mRNA binding.
CAGCUAAAUAAACUUCUCAACUUCUUUGCACGCAGGCACGCAUUCAUUCUUGCUUGCUGGAUCGUAAAAUUUCGAACAAAGCUAAUACAUCAGAUAUUACUGUUGUUAAAUUCGUUUUGUAAAUAAUAAUAAACGAUAAAUUUUCUUUUUAAACUUGAGCUAAUAAAUUUUUGAGUAGUCUGAGGUGAUUGCAAGCAUACUGGAGAAGAAAUCUGAAGGCGCUAUGAAGAAAUAGACAUUUAGGGUUCGUUAUCAACUAUAUUACAAAGAGGCUUAGAAUAAAUAUUUAGAACUACAAGGCAUAAUACGAUCUGCAUAGUAACUCCUCUUCCUGGUAUCAUGUUUCCAAUUAUUCCAUCACCAAGAAUAGUAUAAGCUGUCCAGUAGCGAGAGAAUUAAAAUUGAAAAAAUUUAUGGUUUUAGAGAAACCAUAUAGGUUCAGUACUAAGUAGACAGCUUGUGUGUUGGCCACUCUCUCUGAAAACAGGGAAAGCUUGGAAUUCUUCAUGGAUGAAAAACCUGAAAUUGAAUCAACUGAGAAUUCUUGGAAAAUUAUGAUUUAUAAAAUGAUCACAAAAUUGCAACUUCAGUGUGUUUCGAUCCAUUAUUUGUCAUUACAUCUUUUAAUCAAUAAUUAUUUGGUCUUCUCUGAAGAAAGCAUUUGAAAAAUUAAUGAUGGAUUAUAAGUCUUUUUGUGUUUCUUCAUGACUUAGUCGAAAUAAAACCAUCCAGCUGAUGAUGAUUUAUUUAUAGAACUGUAUUCUAAUCUAAUAAUUUUCUACUUGAUUAAAAAUGCUAACCAUUGGUUUAAUGGAACUCCUCAAGUCAUGGGGAGAGAAAGAACGUAAGGAGUUCAAAGAUUACUGCAAAAAUGCAGUUGACAAAUUGGAAGGAUCCAGUCUUACAGCUGGAACUGAGCAAAGUGACAUAAAUUUUCUGUUGUAUGGCAUUUGUAAGGAAUGUGUUUUUAGUGACUUAACACCAGAAACUGUUGUUGCAGCAUUAAGCGAAGUAGAACCUCUUCAUCCAGAAAUGACAUCGCUUAUUGCUGACAUAUUAACAGUCUUAGACACAGAAUCUUUGUGUAACGAAUCUCAUACAGUCAGAGAGCGUUUUUUCAGUCUGUUGAGACUUUGUAAUAAUCUUAUAGUUCCUGAAUUCAUCUUGAAAGAAAGGUUAGAAUUUGAUACUUUAGGUGAUGCUGAUAUUAUGAAACUUUUAAGAAACAUCCAAACUAAAUACAUUAAGACAAAAACUAGAUUGUUUUAUAAGCAGCAGAAAUUCAAUUUAUUCCGAGAAGAAAUUGAAGGAUAUGCCAAGCUAAUCACAGAAUUGGAUCCUGGUAACGGAGAAGACACAAAUGCGAAGCACUCUUUAGAAGUUAUUCAAUCACUGAUUGGAUGCUUCAAUCUAGAUCCUAAUCGUGUUUUGGACGUCAUUUUGGAAUCCUUUGAAUGCAAGUCCUGUCAUUCAGAAUUUUUUAUCCGUCUUUUGAAAUCAUACUUUUGUAAUUCUGAAACAAUAAGUCAAGUUAUUGGUUUUAAGUUUGGAUUCUAUCAGCAAGGUGAUUCUAAAGAAACUCCUUCAUCAUUGUAUCAAGUUACUGCUUUUCUUUUGAAGUCCAAAGUCAUUGAACUGAACCAAUUAUAUGCUUUGCUCAGGCCUGAUGAUAGCAAAAUUGUUGAGGAACAUAAGCAAGAAUUAACUAAUGCUCUUGCUUACAUCAAGCAGUUAAAUAGUAUAUCCACUAGUGCCAACAAUGAUUCCAAUAAAGAUAGCUCUGAAAAUGAUUCAGUUAAAGUGGACUCAGAAGACAAUCAGAAAUUAGGACUCUGUGCUGCUUUAUUAGAUGUUGGUGACUGGGAACAUGCUAAGCAAUUGAUUGGAUGCUUUCCUGAUCAUUAUGCUACAUCCCAUUUGUUUAUUACUAAAAAACUUUGCAAUCUAAUUCAUGUCCUUAUUGAUGAUUUUUAUAAGUCAGUAAAUAUCUUCCCCAAGAUAACUGAACCAAAAAGUUGGGAACUUGAUUCUAGGGUCAAAGUGAACUCUGUUAAAAGUUUUGCUGAGCUUUUUACAAAUGUCUUUGAAAUGAUACUUGCUCUUGGUCCUUAUUUGCAUCAUGACCCUGUAUUGAUGGCAAAAAUCAUCCGCCUUUCGAGAUAUUGGUUAUGCACCAAAUCUCGUGAACCACUAAAUGGCGUAUCUGCAAUUUCAGCAAUAAUAGAUCAGUCUCUUUUACCUUCACUGUCCUUAUUAGAGUGUAACUGUUGCAUGGCAGAAGAGAUGUGGAGUUUGCUUAAGCUUUUCUCAUAUCAAAACAGGUAUUCUUUUUACUAUAAUUGGAAGAUAAAUGCUAAUGUAACCCAUCCUAUGUUGAUAAAAGUCAAAGCUGAUGUUUUGAAGAAAGUAAAGUAUAUCAUGAAGAGGCUGAGUAAAGAAACUGUAAAACCCACCGGCAGGCAGAUUGGAAAACUAAGUCAUUCAAAUCCUGGGUAUAUAUUUGAUUAUAUUUUGUCUCAAAUUCAAGCUUGGGAUAAUUUAAUAAUGCCAGUUAUUGAUUCAUUGAAGUAUUUAACUUCUUUGUCUUAUGAUGUUCUGGCUUGUUGUGUCAUUGAAGCUCUAGGAAACUCAGAAAAAGAUAGAAUGAAGCAUGAUGGCACCAGCAUAUCAAUCUGGUUGCAAAGUUUAGCUAAUUUUGGAGGAGCUGUAUUCAAAAAAUAUCCCGUUGACAUUUCAGGACUUUUGCAGCAUGUUGCUAACCAGCUUAUUGCUGGUAAAAGUCUUGACUUGCUGAUUCUCAAAGAAAUAGUUCAGAAAAUGGCUGGCAUUGAGGCGAGCGAGGAGAUGACCCUUGAGCAAUUGGAAGCAAUGACUGGUGGUGAACUUUUAAGAUCUGAAGGUGGAUAUUUCAAUCAAUUGAGGAAUGUUAAAAAGUCCUCUCAACGCCUGAAGGAAGCUCUUCUAGACCAGGAUUUGGCCAUUCCUCUUUGUCUUUUGAUGGCCCAACAAAGGAACUGUAUUUUAUUUCAUGAGCAAGAAAACAGCCAUAUAAAGCUAGUUGGUAAACUCUAUGACCAAUGCCAAGACACCUUAGUUCAGUAUGGUAGUUUCUUAGCUAGCAAUCUAAAUAUGGAAGAUUAUGCCAGUCGCUUGCCUCCUGUCUCUGCGUUGCUAAGUGAAUAUAACAUAAAUGCUGAUGUAGCAUUUUUCCUUUCAAGGCCCUCUCUAAAUCAUGCUAUAAAUUCUAAGCUUGAUGAGCAAAAGAAGCUAGAUAAGAGCUUGAAAAACUCCAGUACCUCACAGAGUGUGAAAAAAUAUCUUGAAAUAGUAGAUUCUAUCAUAAGCCCCAUUGUGAAAUCUGUCAGGUCUAAUCAAACACUCAAAAAAACAUGGGAAGAUUUGAAUCCUGAAUUUUAUGUCACUUUUUGGUCUCUCAGUAUGUACGACUUAGUUGUCCCCACUGAAAGCUACGAGCGAGAGAUAAAUAAACUAAAAGCUGUCCUGCAGAGUGAAGAUAAUAAGGAAGCUGGUAAGAAGAAAAAGGAGAGAGAAAGAUGUGAUGCGCUUAUUUGUAAAUUAGUUGAGGAAGAGAAAAUGCAAAGUGAGCAUUGUGCUAGAGUCAUAGCACGAUUAAAUAAUGAAAAGGAUGAAUGGUUCUCUUCAAAAGCUGCUAAAAAUGAAACAAUCACUCAAUUUUUGCAGUUGUGCUUGUUUCCUCGCUGCAUAUUCACACCUGUAGAUGCCUUGUAUUGUGCAAAAUUUGUACACCUUAUACAUUGUUUAAAGACACCCAAUUUUUCUACUCUACUUUGUUAUGACAGAGUCUUCUGUGAUAUUACUAAUACCAUUGCUUCUUGCACUGAAAAUGAAGCUAAUCGUUAUGGUCUUCUGUUGUGCUCCAUGCUAGAGACUGUUAUGCGAUGGCAUGGCAGCAAAGCCACUUUUGAAAAAGAAUGUGCUAAUUUUCCUGGUUUCAUGACAAAAUUCAAAGUACAACAACCACUACCGCAACAGCCAGCAGUAGCACAGCCUGAUCCUCCUGUUGAUAGUAUAGGUUAUGAAAACUACCGUCACAUAUGCCAUAAGUGGCAUUUUAAAAUAACCCGGGCUCUAUUAAUAUGUCUGGAUUCUGGAGAUUACAUUCAGAUUCGUAAUAGCCUUUUAGUUCUGAGGAAAAUUGCUCCUCACUUUCCAGUUAUCACUAGCUUGAGCCUUGCACUCGAACGAAGAAUGGAGAAAAUAAAAGCUGAAGAAAAAGAUAAGAGGCCAGAUUUGUUUGUCCUUGCUACUGGUUACUCUGGUGUUUUGAAGGCAAAGAAACCAACUCUAAUUCCUGGGAGUGAGUUUCAUCAAAAAGAACCAACUAAAGACCCACGACCUGCCAAUUCUAAUGCUCAGCCGAAUAAAGAAUUACCUGUUAAGGUAGAAAAAAAAGAUGGAGAAACUUUAAAUGAACCAUCCAAAGAAAGAGUUAUAAAAAAUGAUGCUAAAGCUGACUCUACCAAGACAAAGGGAAAUUCUUUCGAAAAAUCGAGUUCAUCUCAGUCUACGGGAAAGCGGUCAUCCUCUUCCAGAUUAGAAGGCGAGCUUAAUGGCAUUGAUGCCCCCCGUAUUAAAACUGUUCGAGUGAAAGAAGAAAAAACAAGCAGUGAUAAUUCUAGCCCGUUGAGAAGAGAAGAAAAAAUCAUAACCAUAACAAAGACUGACCCAAACAGUAUCAAAGACGAAAAACGAGAUCGUCGAGAAGACAGGCACGAAAAACAGCCUAGUGCUAGAUCUAGUGAGCGAGAAAAUUCAGAGUCCACACGGGACUCUCACUAUCGUGUCCUAUUAGAUGUCGAUGGUGAAAGAGAGCAUAAGCGCCGUCGUGCCGAUGGUACCUCGUCCAGAAGCCCUCGAGAUGGGUCAGAGAGAGAAUCUCGCAGUUCUGAUAAAAUAUCUGACGAAAGAAAUGGUGGUCGUGAUAAAGUUCUUGUGGAAGUCAAGCCUCAUAAAGAUUCUGAAUCACCUUUAGAGAAAUCUAAGGUCAAGGAAAAGAAGCAAAGUCGCAAAAGAGAACAUUCAGACGAAGGCAAUCUGGAACCGAGAAGAAGACGAGCAAAAGCUGACAAGGAAGAUGAGGAUUCUGCGAAGCGUUCUAGUGAAAAUGAAAGAGAUUUGAGAUCUCGGCGUGAAGAAAAGUCUCCUUUAGUGUAUGCAAACAACGUUGAAAGACGUGAAGAAAAGAAGCACCAUCGUUCUAAUUCAGCAUCUAGUGUUAAAAAAAGAUCCUAAAGCAUAUAUGGUCUAUGCAAAUCACAUGUCUUUAAUGUUUGCUACUAAAUUUUUGCAUUUAAAUGAAAAAAAUUUUUAAACACUUGGAAGAAUGUUUAUGUCUGGUAUUGCACAAAUUUUCACACAGGGACAAAGUAAAUUUAGUGUGAUUUGAAUGGAGUUUUCAACAUGCACUAUUUUUUGGAAGAAAAAAAAAUUGUAAAUAAUUUAGUAAUGUGUGUCCUGUUUUGGGGGUAUGUGUAGAAACUGUCAUUAUCAAACGUAUUUCAUAUCUGCUAAGUUGUCUUUUUUUCCUUAAACCAUGCAUCAAGUGAAUGAAAAAUAUUGUCAUCUAAGAUUUGUAAUUAGGGUUUUUCCUCCCCUUUUUAUUUUAUGCUAUUUGCCAUAUGUUUGUACUGCUCUAUGGAGUAUUAUUAUUAUUUAUCUCUAAUAUUUUAAAGACUCAUAUAAUAAUAUAUGUUUAAAUUGUACAUAUGUUUUAAUGUGAUAGUGUUCUAAAAGUUCUUAUGAUCACCUGGCUGAUCAGUGUAUGUAUUAAACUAUUAUAUUUCAUGUGACACACAUUUAAGUUCACUGAUCUUAAUUUGAAUAUUAAAUAAUCUUUAUGGUUAAUUGAAAUUAUGUUUAGAGCUUUUGCUUACUAUAUUCUGUUCUUCAAACAGUAUUGAAUUACAAUAAACAUCUAGUUGCAUUCUAAAGUUUAAAAAAAAAAAUUUUACUAUUUUCUUAUACUAAUAUUUGAAAGUUCUGAGAUUUAAGUAAAGAAACUUUUAUCUCAAUUUUUUCCCCUAUUUAUUACUUUUUAACUCUGCAUGAAUUUCUUUCCUAGUUUAUGAUAAAAAUAAGUCAUUUUUUAAGUUUUAAUCAUUUAAAGGAUUUAAUCUGAUUAUGUUUUUCGCCCAAAAAUUUUGGCAAUAAUCAAGAUUCAAGUAGUUGUAAAACAUAUUGAUAAUUUAGUUUUAUUUAUGCAACUGUUUUUCAUAUUUUGUUCAUUUCACUUGCAAAGGGCUUCUACUAUGUCAGCUUUUUAAGUUCCUUACAACCUAAAAAUUUGGCAAUUAGGUUUAAUCAAACACAUUUUAAUGAAUGAAAUGGAGCAACCUAUUCAUAAAUAUUAAAUAAAUCGGGAAAUUUAGUUCAUAUAAUUCUUCAUAGUUUAGCAUUUAGAAAGUUUAAUCAAUUUGAUAUAAUUUAAUUUAAAAUAAGGGGACGAAUGAAACUCCUCGCCAAAAUAUAGGAUAGCUAAAAUUUGUAUCAUUGAUUAAGACGAAUUUGACACAUUUAUGUGGUUAUAAUAACAAUCUUUUGUUUAAAGUUUGGCAAACACUUUAAACAAAAACUCUAUUUUAAAGUUUAACACAUAUUUUAGAGCGUGUAAUAUCAUUACAAGGCAAAUUUUUGCAGCUAGUAACUUUAAUUAAAAGAGUAAACAUUUUCUAUUUGCUGCCUAUAAAACUAUUAGUAUGUAGUGAAAAAUAAUGAUAAUUUUAAUCAAUAAUAAUUUUGUUUUUCACAUAGUGUGAAAAUGCCAAAGCAUAAUUUUUACUUUAUUUUGCUUUAAGAUUUAAUUUCUGUUCUACAGAAAAAACUUUUUAAAAAAGUAAGUGCUAGUGUUUAAUGUAGUACAAUAAUCUAGAACCUAUUUCUUUUAAUUUGUUUAGCCUGCAGAAUGCAAAAUCAUUUAGAAUUUUAAUGCGUUUCAUAAUAUGUAGUAAUAAACACCCUUUUCAUGACAGUUUGUGCGCGCUUGUGUAGGAUAUAUAAUUUGAGAGUAUUUUGUAAAACACAAUAAUAAUUUGUUAACAGUAACAAAUUUAUUGACUGUAUGUUUCUUGUAAGCAAAUGAUAAUGAAGGGGAUUUAGUUGUUUUAAAAAUUGUAUUAUAUAGUAAGUCCAUUUCUUUAAAAUUUAGAAGAUUAGUUUCGUUUUUCUAUGAUGCCUGAUAUGAUAUUAUGGUUAAAGAGUUGUUUUUUUUUCCCUCUUUGUUUAUAUAAAGAAGAACUCAAUGUGAAUAAUGUUGUUUACAAAGCAUUCAUUAGUAUUCAUUGAUGAUGUGUAUAAUAUGUGAUGUAUUUUUGAAAUAUUCUUCAUAGUGUUUCAUUGUCCAUCUUCCUAUCAUGUUUCAUGUUCAUUAAAACUUGUUGGAACUACAA